CAAACUCAAAUUGGAUGGAUAUAUCUCCUCCCACCUCAUCUGGUAUCGCGUUUAUGAUUGAUUCUGGGCCAUGGAGAUAGAGGAUAACGUUACUUCUCCACCACGACCGCCGCAUCCGCUGCCGCCGUCAGCGAUCACUUCCCCCUCGCACGAUUUCUCCUUCACCAUCUCCUUCCAGACUCUCAGCUCGCCGGCCACGCUCAGAGGCAGCGCCGCCAAGUCGCCCUCUGCCUCCUCCGGGGCCUUCGACUUGGCCCCCGCCGACGAUAUAUUCCUCCACGGCCACCUCCUGCCCCUCCGCCUCCUCUCCCACCCCGGCAGCCCCCCGCGGGAUUCUGAUAUCUCCUUUGAAAACUUUAGGUUCCCCCUCGGCCAUACCGACAGCGAUCGCAAUCUCAACUUCUUCGACUCCGGCAAGGCCGGCGCCAAGGAGGAGAGCAGAGCGACGAAGCCGUCGUCGUCGGCUUUGGCUGCCUUCUUCGGCCUCGGGAAGUUGAGGAGGCGCAACGAGAAGGAGGGCGCGGAGGCGGCUGCGACGACGACGACCAAGAGAAAGAGGAAGGGGAUCGACGUGAUUCGGCUUCUGCGGAAGUACGCGAACCUGGUGGAGCUCCUGUUCUUCUCCAGAACAGGGGAGAGGGAGAGGGAGCGGAGGCGCCACGAGGACGACGACCUGCGACGGCGGCCGUGCUCCUUCUCGGGGCACUCCAACCGGAACAGUAAGGCGGAGGCGGCGGCGCAGGGGGAGUGGAGGCGGCGGAAGAAAGGACAGAUGUCGGCCCCAGCGUCGAUGAGGACGUCGCCAUCCAACAGCGGCCUCCUCUCGGCCUCCUCGAUGACCAUCUCGUCGACCUCCACGUCGGACAGCAGCACGAUGGAGGAGCUGCAGAGCGCAAUCCAGGCGGCGAUCGCCCACUGCAAAAACUCCAUCGCCGUCGCCGCAAAGCAGAGAGCCGGCGAUACGUGACGUGGAGGCGGAUGUUGCUGAGGUGGCAGGACGGCGGCAACUACGAAGAUGACGCGUGGAAGUGAACCAAUUAAUUUUGCUUGUUUUCUUCCUAAAAUUCUACAGAUUACUUCAGUGAGAAUGAUCUUUAACAAGUUAUUAAAAUUUCAUAAAGUUAGAUAAAAAGUUUGAUGGUAAA
Zingiber officinale is the source of this 1145-nucleotide messenger RNA. Its product is annotated as BRI1 kinase inhibitor 1-like. Gene Ontology annotation, molecular function: kinase inhibitor activity. Gene Ontology annotation, cellular component: plasma membrane. Lineage: Eukaryota; Viridiplantae; Streptophyta; Magnoliopsida; Zingiberales; Zingiberaceae. The coding region runs from base 71 to 967 and encodes 298 amino acids. The transcript has a single exon. The record is from RefSeq and is a predicted model, not a curated record.